This is a messenger RNA of Mobula hypostoma (lesser devil ray), 3890 nucleotides long. RefSeq names its product transforming growth factor, beta receptor 1 b (gene tgfbr1b). NCBI's taxonomy places the organism in Eukaryota, Metazoa, Chordata, Chondrichthyes, Myliobatiformes, Myliobatidae. Gene Ontology annotation, molecular function: ATP binding; transforming growth factor beta receptor activity, type I; activin receptor activity, type I. Gene Ontology annotation, cellular component: plasma membrane; activin receptor complex. Bases 18 to 1601 code for a protein of 527 amino acids. Gene Ontology annotation, biological process: activin receptor signaling pathway; transforming growth factor beta receptor signaling pathway; nervous system development. The record is from RefSeq and is a predicted model, not a curated record. The transcript is spliced from 9 exons.
UGAAGAGGCUUCAGCCAAUGGGAGUUGGCGUGUCAUGCGGCCGUCGGGGCGGCAGGCUCUGCUCGGAGCGUAGAGUUAGUGGCGACCGUGCUGUCGGUGCGGCCAUGGCUGGAGUGUGUCGGGGCGCGAUGCUCGGCUUGGCGAUGCUGGCGAUCGGCGUAUCCCGCGCUCUCGGUCUGAAAUGUUACUGCACGCACUGUGUGUCAACUAACUUCACCUGUGAGACAGAUGGGCUCUGUAUGACUACUGUCACUCGCAAGGAAGACCGGAUAGUACAUGGCAAGAUAUGUGUUUCAAAUGCUGAACUGAUACCUCCAGACAGACCGUUUCUCUGUGCAGCAUCGAGAAAUGACGCUGUAUCAAAUCGUUGCUGUAAUACUGAUUUGUGUAACCGUUAUGAUUUACCUGUGCCAACAAGAGUGACCGAUGCUCCGCCUCCGUGGUUAAAUUUGGGCCCUGUGGAAUUGGCGGCAAUCAUCGCUGGACCAGUGUGUGUAGUUUGCAUCUUACUGAUGGUGACCUUCUACUUCUUUCACAAUCGCACGGUGGUACAUCAUCGUGUCCCCCAUGAAGAAGACCCGUCGUUGGAUCAUCCGUUCAUCUCCGAGGGCACCACUCUCAAGGAUUUAAUUUACGAUAUGACUACUUCAGGGUCUGGUUCAGGGUUGCCUUUACUUGUGCAAAGGACAAUUGCAAGAACAAUUGUACUACAAGAAAGUAUAGGUAAAGGUCGAUUUGGAGAAGUCUGGCGAGGAAAAUGGCGAGGUGAAGAAGUUGCAGUUAAAAUCUUCUCUUCUCGUGAAGAAAGGUCUUGGUUUCGUGAGGCAGAAAUUUAUCAGACGGUGAUGUUGCGCCACGAAAAUAUUCUUGGGUUCAUCGCAGCAGAUAACAAAGAUAAUGGGACCUGGACGCAGCUGUGGCUGGUAUCAGAUUAUCAUGAGCAUGGUUCCCUUUUUGACUACUUGAACAGGUACACUGUUACUGUGGAAGGAAUGAUUAAACUGGCACUUUCUACAGCCAGUGGACUUGCACACUUGCAUAUGGAAAUUGUUGGUACACAAGGAAAACCUGCCAUUGCACACAGAGACCUUAAAUCAAAAAACAUUCUAGUAAAGAAGAAUGGAACUUGCUGCAUUGCAGAUUUAGGGUUGGCAGUAAGGCAUGACUCAGCCACAGAUACGAUUGAUAUUGCUCCAAAUCACAGAGUGGGAACAAAAAGAUACAUGGCUCCAGAGGUUCUCGAUGAUUCCAUAAACAUGAAACAUUUUGAGUCGUUUAAAAGAGCAGAUAUCUAUGCCAUGGGCUUAGUAUUUUGGGAAAUAGCACGAAGAUGUUCAGUUGGUGGUAUUCAUGAGGACUAUCAGCUACCUUACUAUGACCUAGUACCUUCAGACCCUUCGAUUGAGGAAAUGAGGAAAGUGGUGUGUGAGCAGAAACUAAGGCCAAACAUUCCUAACCGAUGGCAAAGUUGUGAGGCUCUCCGCGUAAUGGCCAAAAUCAUGCGCGAGUGUUGGUACGCCAAUGGAGCAGCCAGAUUAACUGCUCUUCGGAUCAAGAAAACGCUGUCUCAGCUCAGCCAGCAGGAAGGCAUAAAAAUGUAGUCACAGGCAGUCCGGAGAUCAAGUUGACAGGAUGCUAACUGCAAUUGGAUUGCAGUUCUGUUGGAAGGGAUUCUUGUUCUACCUCAUCGAGGGAGCAGAAGAUGGAUCACUCUGUCUGCACCGCAUUUUCUAAGUCACAUAGGAAAUUCCCACCAUACAAAGCUCUCUAAUGGACGUGCUGGGUGCAGGCUGAGCUCCACUCUGUGCACUGAACGCCACCUUCCCAGGACAUUGACAUAUUAUGUAGCGUAGGGUUUUUUAAUUAACAUUUAACUUGACGACAAAGUUUUAUUAUUGGUCUUAAUAGUAGAAAAGCUGGAACACUUCGGCCUUUACCAAUACUGCCCCAAAAAUUUUGGAGAGACUGGUAAUGGGGCUAGUCCCGCAAAGGAAUGAAAUUUCUGUGCAAGAUACAGUAUUACACACAAAAAAGUACUCUAAGGGUUGAGUACUAGUUUCACUGCUUAGAAAUUCAACAUAGUGAUUAUAAUGUUGAUGCCUUGCAAUCUAUCAUCACCUUGUUUGCUAAAGCUUUGAGUCAAGAAUUCUACACCACAUUUGGUUUGAAAAGCUACUUCACCAUGUUGAAAUGGCCUGUAUUUUUCUUCUGGGAACAAAAUUGAAAGCUGUUGCUAUUUGCGGAGAUGAGGCUGUUAGUAUAUUGUGAGUUAUUGAAGUAGAUACACAAAUUCAAGCCUAUGAAUGGUAGCCACACCUUCUAUUUUAAAGAAAAACACUAUCGUAAUCACGGAUAAUUUCUAAGUUUAGAGAUAAUUAGAUGAGGGGCUUCAAUUGGCAGGUUUUAUUUGAUAAGUUCAACUUCGUUUUAACUGGACAUUUUUGCACUUACAUCUUUGGAGUUCUUGUUUUUAAACUUACGAAUGUCGAUUCCUAAUUGCGUGCUCUAGAUGCAUACCCCUCUCUUCAUGAACGCCAGAAAUGGAAUGUGCACCUCUGUUGCUCAUAGGUUUGUGGUGGAGCAGCUACUUAAAAUAGCAAGGAACGUACUUACACUUCUGAAACUUGGUCCCCUGAUAAUGGAGGCUUUCCUUUUUUUCUUGGGGUGGGCGGGGGUGUUAGGUUGUGGUGGGGAGGAGAAAGUAUUAGAUGGGGAUGGGUUGGGGUUCCACUAGUAGUCAAAGGUUGCUUAGUUUUUGCUAAGAAAUGGUUAUUUUGCCAUUUUAGACUUUUAAAAUAGAAAUGCCUCUCAACCAAAUAAAAUUCUAAUGCAUUUUCUCACUAAAUAAUAGCAGUCAAACGAUUGAUUGUUAUUGUACAUGGGAUAGUAUGUAGAUUUAUCUUGACAAAUAUUUGCCUAUUUUUCUCUCUUUGCAUUAUAACACUAAUGACCCAACCAAGUCUUAUUCAAUGCAUUAAAUGUUUGCAAUUUAUCAUGCCAUCUUUUUGAAGUGAAAACAUUUUACUUUCUUAUCAGUGCCAUUAAAAUCACAUUAGCUUUAAUGAAUUUAGAAUUGUAACUAUAGUUACUUAAAUGAACUUUCUAUCUGGAGUAUACCAGAUCUUGGAUUUUGAAAAGGCAAUGUUUUGCAGGAACAAGUUAGCAAAGCAGUUCAAAAUCUGAAUUAAAUCAAUUUCUUCCUGCAAAUUAUUUUCCCCUAUGAUUUCCAUGCUGCUCAGUUUCUAUCCGAGCAAUGUUUCUGUAUUUUUUAACCCCAGAAUGAAUUUUAUUUGUGUUUGGGGGGAGGUGAGUUGAGGACAAAGGGGAAGAUUUUUUUUGUGCUUGAAUACUUCCACUGUGGCUUUAUUAGAUGAUUCUGUUAAUUUCUGAGGCCAUGUUUCUGCGGCACAUUAUGAAAUUGCAGUAGGUGUUUCUUAAGGGUAUCUUUCCUGCCCUAUUACCUUCUACAACAUUUGCAACUUGGAAUCUGCCUCUUUAUUUGCACAAAAGAAAGCCAUCACAGGCCUUAUUAGGUUGCACGAUAAGUUCUCAAACUGUGUGUAAAUCCAAGGUUAUCUGCCUGCCUACUGUUUAUUUCUCUUGGAGCACUUAGUCUGCUAACAGCUUUUUGAGGGAAAAAACAGCCCCAAAACAAAAUCCCACCCCCUCACAACUUUAAGAUGCACUUCUUACACUGCAUUUAUUGAUUACUGAGUGCUUUAUCAAGCCUGUGAAGAUAGCUUCAAAGGUUCAACAUCCUAAUUAAACCCAAGGAUGAAGUGACUUUAGCAACUUGUAUUUAUUACAGCACUACUGUGCAGUAUUGUUCCUUGAAUUUGGCAACUACGCAACUAACCAAAUAUUACCUGGUUGCAUUAAAAUUACCUCCA